AUGGUAACUCCUCUCAAACAGCCUAUUGUGUUCGAGCUGGAGGGCUUCUAUGUUCCACCAGGCUACGGUGCCUUCUUGUUCUUCCUGGCUCUGUGUAACUACAUGGUAAUGCUGUUUGCAAAUGGUGUGGUGCUGUCUAUCAUUGUCAUCGACAAGAACCUGCACAGACCCAUGUUUGUAAUGGUUUGUAACCUGGUAGUCUGUGAUCUGCUGGGGGGCACGACGGUGCUGCCUCGCUUCAUGGUGCACUUCUUGACGGGCCAGAAGAAAAUAGCCUACAUCUCAGCCAUCGCCCAGGCCUUUUGUGUGCACACCUACGGCUUUGCAAUGCAGACUAUUCUGGGUGUGAUGGCCUAUGACAGGUACAUUGCUGUGUGUGAACCACUCAGGUAUCACGCCAUCAUGACAUCGGCACGGCUGCACUCCUGCUGCGCCCUGGCCUGGGCUACAGCUGUGAUAUGUAUUGUUGUGCUUUUUGCCUUUCAUGUGAAUGCCCCGCUGUGUGGCAAUACCAUCAAACACGUCUACUGUAGCAACCGUGCUAUCCUUAACCUGGCCUGCGGUCCCACCCCAUUAAACAACAUCUACGGUCUGUCCAUGACCUGGUGCGUGAACACAAGCGUCUUCCUCAUCAUAGCUUUUUCCUAUUUCAGAAUCCUGCAUGCUACUGUAAAACAAGGCAGAGAUGCCCGCAGUAAGGCCUUUCAGACAUGUGCACCCCACCUUGUUGUGUACGUGCUCUACCAAAUAGCCUCAGUGGUCCUAAUUAUAAUUCAAAGGUUCCCCUCACUCUCGCAAAACAUCAAGAGGUUUUUCAGCAUCCUGUUUAUCGUCAUACCACCAGUUAUCAACCCCAUUAUCUACGGACUGGUCAGUAAAGAGCUACGUGCUAGCAUCCUCAAGCAUUUUUACAAAUGUACAAGACCAUCACAACAAAUUGGAGGAGCCUAA
This is a messenger RNA of Trematomus bernacchii (emerald rockcod), 951 nucleotides long. Its product is annotated as olfactory receptor 2K2-like. Gene Ontology annotation, molecular function: olfactory receptor activity; G protein-coupled receptor activity. The transcript is spliced from 3 exons. The coding region runs from base 1 to 951 and encodes 316 amino acids. The record is from RefSeq and is a predicted model, not a curated record. Gene Ontology annotation, biological process: G protein-coupled receptor signaling pathway. Gene Ontology annotation, cellular component: membrane. Lineage: Eukaryota; Metazoa; Chordata; Actinopteri; Perciformes; Nototheniidae.